Messenger RNA from Planococcus citri (citrus mealybug), 2660 nucleotides. RefSeq names its product Heat shock protein 70 cognate 5 (gene Hsc70-5). The record is from RefSeq and is a predicted model, not a curated record. Gene Ontology annotation, cellular component: cytoplasm; mitochondrion. Gene Ontology annotation, molecular function: ATP binding; ATP-dependent protein folding chaperone. The transcript has 13 exons. Gene Ontology annotation, biological process: protein folding. The coding region runs from base 177 to 2255 and encodes 692 amino acids. Lineage: Eukaryota; Metazoa; Arthropoda; Insecta; Hemiptera; Pseudococcidae.
UGGUUCUAGUACUUUCCGUAAAAUUCGAUCGUUCAUUUCAUAUUCAUUCAUUUUCUCAUUUGAUUGCGAGGACAUUGCGAGUAUUUCAUCAUACCAACAAUUUUUGUUAAUCGAACGGUGUAUUCGUGAUUAUUGCAAUUUUUUGUGUCAAAUUUAAAUUGAAAAAUUCGUGCGAAAUGUUGCUGGUCAGGAAAUCUUUAGAAACAUCGUCCAUUUCCAAUAAAUUGCAUGUGCAGCACUUUAGCACAUUGUUGCGGAAAUCUGGCGCAUCAACUCCAUCGUUAUCACUCAAAAAUUACAAUGCUUCUUUUAAUCGUUUCAAAUCCGAAGGCGUUAAAGGAGCAGUCAUUGGUAUCGAUCUUGGUACCACCAAUUCCUGUGUCGCUGUUAUGGAAGGAAAACAAGCUAAGGUUAUCGAAAAUACCGAAGGAUCUCGUACCACUCCCUCAGUCGUUGCAUUCAGUAAAGAUGGUGAAAGGUUGGUCGGUACUCCAGCUAAGAGACAAGCUGUGACCAAUGCCUCUAACACGUUUUAUGCUACUAAGCGUUUGAUUGGUAGACGUUUCGAAGAUGCUGAAGUCAAAAAAGAUAUGAAAAAUGUAUCUUACAAAAUUGUGAAAUCAUCCAACGGCGACGCCUGGGUAGAAAGCGCUGAUGGAAAAAUGUACUCUCCCAGUCAGAUAGGAGCUUUUGUUCUAACGAAAAUGAAAGAAACCGCCGAAGCGUAUUUGAAUACGCCGGUUAAAAACGCAGUCAUCACUGUGCCGGCCUAUUUCAAUGAUUCUCAGAGACAAGCUACGAAAGAUGCUGGUCAAAUCGCUGGAUUGAAUGUCCUGCGAGUCAUCAAUGAACCUACCGCAGCCGCGUUGGCUUACGGAAUGGAUAAGACUGACGAUAAAGUUAUCGCUGUUUAUGAUCUUGGCGGUGGUACUUUUGACGUAUCUGUGUUAGAAAUCCAGAAAGGAGUUUUCGAAGUGAAAUCUACCAAUGGUGAUACGUUCUUGGGUGGUGAAGAUUUCGAUAAUCACUUGGUCAACUAUUUUGUAUCCGAAUUGAAACGCGACCAAGGAUUCGAUGUCACCAAAGAUCAAAUGGCUAUGCAACGAUUGAAGGAAGCUGCUGAAAAAGCUAAAAUUGAAUUAUCGUCUUCUCUUCAAACCGACAUUAAUUUACCUUAUCUGACAGUCGACGCGUCUGGACCGAAACACAUGAAUUUGAAAUUGACGAGAGCGAAAUUCGAACAACUAGUCGGAGAAUUAAUCAAGAAAACCAUAGCUCCGUGCCAGAAAGCUUUGCAAGACGCUGAAGUAAACAAGUCUGAUAUCGGCGAAGUUUUGUUGGUCGGUGGUAUGACCAGAAUGCCGAAGGUACAAUCUACCGUUCAAGAGAUCUUCGGCAAACCACCUAGUCGAGCUGUGAAUCCUGACGAAGCGGUAGCUGUCGGCGCAGCUGUUCAAGGAGGUGUUUUAGCCGGCGACGUUACCGACGUUCUGUUAUUAGAUGUUACUCCGCUAUCGUUGGGUAUUGAAACAUUAGGUGGUGUAUUUACGAGAUUGAUAUCGAGAAAUACCACCAUUCCUACCAAGAAAAGUCAAGUAUUUUCAACCGCUGCCGACGGACAAACUCAGGUUGAAAUCAAAGUUUGCCAAGGUGAACGUGAAAUGGCUAGCGAUAAUAAAUUAUUAGGACAAUUCACGUUGGUCGGUAUUCCGCCAGCACCCAGAGGAGUUCCUCAGAUCGAAGUAACAUUCGAUAUCGAUGCCAACGGUAUUGUUCACGUAUCCGCUCGUGAUAAGGGUACCGGUAAAGAACAGCAAAUUGUUAUUAGGUCUUCCGGUGGUCUCAGCAAAGAUGAAAUUGAAAACAUGGUCAAGAGAGCAGAAGAAUAUUCUCAACAAGAUAAAGUCAAGAAAGAAAGAGUAGAAGCCAUUAACCAAGCUGAAGGAAUUAUUCACGAUACCGAAACCAAAAUGGUCGAAUACCAGUCUCAAUUACCUCAAGAAGAAACCGAAAAAUUAUCCAAACUCAUCGACGAAUUAAAGAACGUUAUUUCCAACAAAGAAGAAGCCGAUCCCGAACAAGUGCGUAAAGCGACUAGUGAAUUGCAACAAUCGUCUUUGAAAUUAUUCGAAAUCGCCUACAGAAAGAUGGCAGCCGAAAGAGAAGGUUCCUCUGGUAGCAGCGACAGCAGUAGCAGUAGCAGUAGCAGUGGUACUUCCGAAGAACAGGCCAAAAAAGAAGAGAAACAAAACUAAUUUAUAAAUUUACAAACCAACGCAUUUCUAAUUCAUAGAUUCGGUUCGAUGUUCGAAUUAACGUAUUUGUUUUUUUUUUACGUUGUCAGCUCGUUGUGGUCGCAGAUGGGGAAUCUGUCGCUGAUUUUUUAGUGGGGAGAAGCUCUCAUUCCGAGAUAUUUAUGUGUACUUUGUUAAGAGAGUAUUUAGGACGACCGUAGUAAUAGUAGUUUUAUACCGAUUAUAAUAAAUACGUAAUGUAAGUUUUUGUAUGAUGUUUCUCUCUACUGUAUUGCGUCAUUUUGAGAAUGAAUGUGUACGUAGUUGAAAUGCCCCGCGUCUUCUGACGUUAUGUGUAGUAUAAAUACUGUGUAAAUAUUCCACGUUAUGCCUUUCUUUUGCUAAAUAAACGUUUUUUUCCCUUAA